Saccostrea echinata is the source of this 1852-nucleotide messenger RNA. RefSeq names its product steroid 17-alpha-hydroxylase/17,20 lyase-like. Gene Ontology annotation, molecular function: steroid 17-alpha-monooxygenase activity; iron ion binding; heme binding. NCBI's taxonomy places the organism in Eukaryota, Metazoa, Mollusca, Bivalvia, Ostreida, Ostreidae. Gene Ontology annotation, biological process: hormone biosynthetic process; progesterone metabolic process. The transcript is spliced from 11 exons. The record is from RefSeq and is a predicted model, not a curated record. Bases 126 to 1628 code for a protein of 500 amino acids.
AGUGUUAACUGGACAUGUUUUAAAGAUGUAUAUAUAACUUAACAGUGCAUGAAGUAAGGUGUAUGAUAUAGAAUCCACAGCAGCACGUACGCAUAAAGAGGGUGGAAAAAAAGAGAGAAAACAAUAUGGUCAGCUUAUCUCUGAACCUACAGACCGUGCUCGCUGGUCUUAGCAUUGGUCUUUUUGUGUAUUACGUCAUCAAGCGAAUGCGAUAUCGUCUGCCACCAGGACCAUGGUGCAUACCGCUUGUUGGCCAUUAUAAAAUUUAUUCCUCUUUGGAAAUUCACAAAAAAGUUGCCGAGCUCACAAAGGAAUACGGCCCAGUUCUAAGUAUAUCAUUUGGCCCCCAGUCCUGGAUUUUUCUGAAUAAUAAUGAUGUUGUGAUAGAAGCAUUGGUAAAAAGGAAGGCAGACUUUGCUGGAAGACCAAAAUUCCCCUCAGGAGAUGCUUUCACUGAAGGAGGUAAAGACAUAGCGUUUAGUACUUACUCACCAACUUGGAAAUUUCAUAGGAAAAUAGCAGGCAAAGCUCUCAGACAUUAUUUGCAAGGAGAUCUACUCGAAAACAUGAUACAGGACAACAUGGAAAAAUUUCUCAGUAAAAUGGCACAGGAGAAGGAACCAUUCAUUUUCAAAGAUUAUGUGGAUCUGAUGGUUUUUCAUCAACUCUACACCAUUUGUUUUGGAGAAAAGCGACCUAUAGAUGACCCAGAAGUGAAGGCAUUACUUAAAUUAGAUGAAGAUUUGAUUAAGGAGCUUGGAAGUGGUGUACUAGAAGAUGUUUUCCCAUAUCUAAAAGACAUUUACCCUACAGCUAAAUGGCAGAAAUUAAUCGAAGGUACAGAUCAGCUUUUGGGAAUUCUUCGGGCUAAAUUCAAACAACACGUGGACACUUUUGAACCAGGUGUAAACAGAGACUUUAUUGAUAGUAUGCUGUUGGCCAGACAGGAAGCUGAGAAUGAAGGAGAUGAAGCAUCACUGGAGAAGUUGGAUGAUACACAUUUGGUUCAGACUAUUUCAGAUAUAUUUUUUGCUGGUGUGGACACCACAAGAUUCACAAUGGACUGGUUUGUAUAUUUCAUGACCAGAUUUCCAGAAAUCCAGAUCAAAUGUCAGGAGGAGAUUGACAGAGUUGUUGGUUCUGGACAUCCAUCAAUGAAAGAUCGUAACAACUUGGACUAUACAGAGGCUUGCUUGUUUGAAACAAUGAGGCUUGGAAGCGUCGCAGGUCUUGGUGUCCCUCACAUGACUAUGUGUGAUUCACAAGUCGGUGGAUAUGACAUUCCCAAAGGCACCACGGUCUUCAUAAACCAUUGGGCUCUUCAUCAUGAUCCAAAGUUCUUUAAGGAACCAGAGAAAUUCGACCCAUAUCGAUAUCUUGAUGAAAAUGGGAAAAAGAAACCUGCCAGGCCAGACAGUUGGCUUCCAUUCUCUGCUGGCAACCGAGUUUGUUUAGGUGAAACAGUUGCUAAACCUGAAAUACUGCUGAUGUGUGCAAACCUGCUGCAGCGAUUUAAGAUUAGUCUCCCAGAUGGUGUGCAAGCCAAUCUUGAAUACAAGCAGCUGGGAUUUGGCACAGAGCUUCCUUCUGAGUAUAAAAUCAUUGUAAAGGAAAGAAUAGAAAAUUAGAUAAACUAUAAUGUCUCAUAGUAUUUAGUGUCGACAGUAUUUAUAGCUUUUCUACUAAUCUUAUUUUUAUAUAUGUAAUUUAUGAACACUCUGGUUACCAAUUCUUUUUUCUAUUUCUUAUAUUGUAUAUUGUAAAUUUUAUCUUUUACACACUGAUGUAAAUACUGUAACAGUUUAUAUAUUAUACCUUUCAUUUUUCUUAAAAUGAUACAUAUUUUUCUAUA